UAUGGAUGAUGAAAAAAAGAAAAAAAAAGGUAAUAAAUUAGAUCUGAAUUUAUUACCUUCAUCAUUAAAAGAACGUUAUACUGCUAUGGGAAUUCUUCCAAAACCUUAAAUUCCUAAAGCUAAUAUUUAAGUUGAUGUAUAAAGAAUGAAAUAGAAAAAAAUGGAGAAAGAGUAGCCAAUUGAAUAAAAAUUAGAGAGCAUUGAAAUCAAGGCAAGUGAAAAAAAAUAAUUGGAAAAGUACUUGUUAUACUUUCUUAUAUAUAGAGUGUUCUAGAUGCUUAAAAAGAAAGAUGUUGAUUAUUUUGAUAUGAAAGAUGUUGAUAAAAUGCUUAGAUUUUUAGGAGUAGCACUUACUAAAUCUGAAAUUGAUCUUAUGUUGUGGGUAUUAUAUUUUAAUAAUUAAAUAGGAAGUUGAUGAAAAUCUUGAUGGCAAAGUUAGCUGGACUGAAUUUUUGAAUAUGUACAAGAAAUGUACAAUUGAUAAAACAGGGUUAGAACCUAAGAGUUUGUAUCAUAUGGUCUAAUUUCUAAUGUAUUUACCUUUAGAUAGAAAAGAUCCAAAAAUAACAGUUGAAGUUAUUAUAUAUAUCUUAAUAAUAGGAUACUUUGGAAUUGCUUUAUGUUAGGUUUGGUAGAUAAUCAUUAGAUUCAGAAAUUCAUGCAAUAUUUGGAGAUGAAGAAAAGAGUAAAGAUGGAUAAGAAAAGGCUAUAUCAUUUAGUGAAUAUAUGGAGAAAAUAAAUGAAAGAGCAAUUUAAUAAAGGAAAUUGAGAAAAGAAGAAUAAAAAUAAUAAUUUUAAUAUUUCAAGAAGGAGAAAAAUUGA
This is a messenger RNA of Paramecium pentaurelia, 822 nucleotides long. NCBI's taxonomy places the organism in Eukaryota, Ciliophora, Oligohymenophorea, Peniculida, Parameciidae. The record is from the annotation of a GenBank genome assembly.